AUGAAUGAAAUUUACAGUGAGCUGAUCAAACUUCUCAAAGAGGAAAGGGAACGCCUGGUUGGACUGUUACCAUAUGAAUUUGUUGUUUCGAAUAUUGUCCUGUGCGUGAUCAAAGUGAUACAUGAAGAGAAUGGCCGAGCUGAUUCUGGCCUGGAUGAUCUUGUACCCUACGAUUCGUUGAAUGAUAUGAAUGCAAGGGUGCUGCGCAAGUCGGCUAUAGCAGCCAUCAAUGAAUUGGCCAUAGAAAUCGACACUUGCAUUGAAAAUAUUUGUAACCAGGUGAGGAGAGCGUUGGUUUUCAAAAUUUUCGCUAAGUGAGA
Messenger RNA from Gongylonema pulchrum, 320 nucleotides. Lineage: Eukaryota; Metazoa; Nematoda; Chromadorea; Rhabditida; Gongylonematidae. The record is from the annotation of a GenBank genome assembly.